Messenger RNA from Manihot esculenta (cassava), 5495 nucleotides. Its product is annotated as putative disease resistance RPP13-like protein 1. The record is from RefSeq and is a predicted model, not a curated record. Lineage: Eukaryota; Viridiplantae; Streptophyta; Magnoliopsida; Malpighiales; Euphorbiaceae. The transcript is spliced from 5 exons. Gene Ontology annotation, biological process: defense response to other organism. The coding region runs from base 110 to 4444 and encodes 1444 amino acids. Gene Ontology annotation, molecular function: ADP binding.
AUUGACUUUUUUAGCUUCCUAAGAUAUCCUCAAAGCGUCUCGUCUCCUCCCAGUUCCGGCAAUACAUUGGUCACAGUACACUUACUCUGUUUCUUUUUCAAGGAAAAUUAUGUCUGUCAUUGGAGAGGCUGCUUUAUCUGCUUUCAUGCAAGUGUUAUUUCAGAAGUUGGCAUCCCCAGAUUUACUCAACUUUGCACGUCAAAAGCCAGUCCAUUCUGAGAUUAAGAAGUGGGAGAAAAUCCUACUCGAGAUUCGAGCUGUGCUUGAUGACGCAGAAGACAAGCAGAUGACAAAUCAAUCACUAAGAAUCUGGCUGAGCGACCUCAAAGACCUUGCUUAUGAUGUGGAGGAUGUCUUGGAUGAGUUUGCCACUGAAUCUUUGAGACGCAGGUUGACGGGAGAUCCUGAAGCCAACACAGAUAAGCUUCCAGAAAAACUCUUUUCUACUUCUUGUGCAUGUGCUUGCUUAAAUCCAAGAUGUGCCGUCUUUAAUUCUAAGAUGAACUCCAAGAUAAAGGAGAUCACUAAUAGAUUAGAAGACAUUGAAAUGAGGAGAAACAAAUUGGGUUUGAAAGAGAACAUUGUUGGGGGGACGUCUAGUAAGGUACGGCAGCGAGUUCCCAGUACGUGUUUGCAAGAUGAGCCUCAAGUGUAUGGUAGAGAUGAAGACAAAAUUAAGAUACUAGAGUUGCUUUUAAGGGAUGACACUAGCGAUGCAAAACUCGGGGUGAUCCCCAUUGUUGGAAUGGCUGGGGUUGGGAAAACAACACUCGCCCGGCUUUUAUAUAAUGACGAAGCAUUGCAACAUUUUCAUCCGAAAGCUUGGGUUUGCGUGUCUGAUGAAUUCGACAUUAUGAGAACAACUAAGGGAAUCCUUGAGUCGAUUACUUCACAGCCCUGUGAUCUAAAUGAGUUUAAUGAGGUUCAACUCAAACUGCAGAAAGAAUUAUCCGGCAAAAAGUUUUUGAUCAUUUUAGAUGAUGUUUGGAGUGAUAAUUAUGUGGACUGGAACAUUCUACGUUUCCCAUUUAUGGAUGGAGCAUGGGGAAGUAAAAUAAUUGUGACAACGCGAAAUAUAGCUACAGCACAAAUGAUGGGAACGGUUGAAUGUCACAAUUUGAGACGAAUUUCUGAUGAUGAUUGUUGGCUUGUGUUUUGUAGGCAUGCAUUUGAAAAUCGAAAUACUAGUGUACAUCCAAAUUUUGAAGUUACUGGUAGAAAAAUUGUCAAAUAUAGGUGUGGGGGCUUGCCUUUAGCUGCAAGGACCCUAGGUGGCCUUUUACGCUCAAAACAAAGAGAAGAUGAGUGGGAAGAUGUUUUAAACAGUAAAAUAUGGACUUUAAAAGGGGACAAUGGUGACAUCCUUCCUGUCUUAAGAUUAAGUUAUUAUCACCUUCCUUCACAUUUAAAGAGGUGUUUUGCUUAUUGUGCCAUAAUCCCCAAGGAUUAUGAAUUUGAGGAGAAAGAACUAGUCCUCUUGUGGAUGGCAGAGGGUUUAAUUCAGGAGCAGGACGAUAAAAAGCACUUGGAAGAAUUUGGUAGUGAGUAUUUUCGGGAUCUAGUAUCAAGAUCAAUGUUCCAAGCAUCAGAUACCAGUGAAUCCCGUUUUGUAAUGCAUAACCUCGUGAGUGAUUUAGCUCAGAAGGUUGCAGAAGGAUCAUGUUUUCGAUUGGAGGAUGAGUCAAUAGUCAGGGAACAAUCCAAAAUAGAGAGAGCCCGUCAUUGUUCUUAUAUUCGGGGCUAUUGUGAUGGCAAUAAAAGAUUUGAACCCUUCUACAAGGUCAAAGGUUUGCGAACUUUCUUACCUCUAUCACUAAGAAGGGGCCUAGAAAGCUUUGUGGCAAAUAAUAUUCCUUCUGAGUUGUUAUCAAAAUUAAGAAGUUUAAGGGUGCUAUCUUUCAGUGACUACAACAUAACUGAGCUGCCAGAUUCAAUUGGUGGUUUGAAACUAUUGAGGUAUCUCGACCUUUCAAAUACUAAAAUCAGAACUUUACCCGAGUCAACAACGUCACUCUACAAUCUGCAGACCCUUAUGUUGAGAGAAUGUUCUCGUCUCAGGAAACUGCCUUCAAGGAUGGAAAAUCUUAUCAAUCUUUUACAUCUUGAUAUUGUAGGAGUACAGUUAGCAGAAGGGAUGCCAUCUGGAGUAAAAGAGUUGAAAAGUCUUAGGACACUAUUUGAUUUUUCUGUGAGCAAAGAUAAUGAAGCUGGCAUAACAGCCUUGAUGAACUUGAACUUUCUUCAAGGGUCGCUUCGCAUUUUAGACUUGGAGAAUGUGACUAAUGCUCACGAUGCCAGAGAUUCCCAGUUAAGAGAUAAGAAUUUAGAUGUUUUGUCCCUAAAAUGGGGUUACAAAAAUGAUAAUGCACGAGAUGAAAAACUAGAAAGAGAUGUGCUUGAUGGGUUGCAACCUCAAACAAAUUUGAAAAAACUCUCUAUAAGUGGCUAUUGGGGUACCAGAUUUCCAUCAUGGUUAGGAGAUCCUUCCUUUCAUAAUCUAGUGCUCCUCAGGUUAGAAAAUUGCAACAAAUGCACAUCCUUGCCACAGCUUGGGAUGUUACCCUCUCUCAAGGACUUGGUCAUUAUUGGAAUGUCUAGUAUAAAAAGAGUUGGUCAAGAGUUUUAUGGGGAGAGUUGCUCAACUCCUUUUCCAGUUCUUGAGACUCUCCGCAUCUGGAAUAUGUAUGAAUGGGAAGAGUGGAAUCCGUCUGGUGUUGAAUUUCCAACCUUGCACGAGCUUUACAUUGAAUAUUGUCCCAAGUUGUUAGGAGAAAUACCUAAAUGUCUUUCUUCAUUAAAGAAGCUUGUGAUUCGUGGAUGUCUACAAUUGGUAGUUUCACUUCAAAGCCUUCCAAAGGCCUCUGAGUUGGAAAUUGAAAGAUGCAAAGAAGUGGAUUGUAGCUGUAUGGUAGAUUUUGGCUCGCUGAAGUCCAUGGUUCUCUCUGAAAUCUCUAGGUUAACAUCUGUAACAGAAUGUUUCAUGCAAGUGUUAAGAAGGGUCAAAGAUCUGAAGGUUAGUGGAGAUGUGUUUGUGUCAUUGCUUCCAGUCAAUUCUGAUGUAACAGAGAAACAAAAGCAAUCGGUGCAACAAGGGUCAGCUGAUAGUCAACUUGAGUUUUUGACAUUAACUGAUUGUGAGAAUUUCCCUCAAUGUCUUCAUAACAUUAUGUCCCUUAGAGAGCUUAUAAUUGAAGACUGCCCAAGACUUGUUUCUUUCCCGAAAGCUGGUUUUCCUUCCAUGCUGAGAGUGAUUGGUAUCAGUAACUGCAAUGCUCUAACUUCUUUACCAGAUGCAGUGAGUUUCAGCAAGUUCCUUGAACACUUGGAAAUUGAAAGCUGUGAUUCUUUGGUGUCCCUUGGAAGAGGCCAACUACCUCCAGCCCUAAAAAGACUGCAGAUCAUAUCUUGCAAGAGUUUGCAGAAUUUACUGAGUGAGGGGUCUUCUCUUUCCUCUUCAAAGAGACCAAAGGAUGAGGAGAAUGUUGGCUGCGGAAAAAUUACAUCUAUUCUUGAGUUUUUAUCAGUUGACUACUGUCCCUCUCUUACUUCCUUAGGGGAGUUACCUGAUUCCCUUCAGCACUUAGACAUUGGUUAUUGUUCAGAGAUCAUUUCCUUAUCAUCAGGAGGCAACUUACCAGCCAGUCUUAAGUUCCUUAAGGUUUCAUUUUGUUCAAAGUUGGAGUCAAUAGCUGAGAGGUUCGACAACACCACAUUUCUUGAAUAUAUUGAGAUCAGUCAUUGCAAUGAUCUUGUGUCUUUACCUGAUGGCUUGCACAAGCUCAUCAAUCUCCAUGAGAUUAGUAUAAUCAACUUACCAUGUCUUGUUUUCCUCCCAUGGGGAGGGUUGCCCACAACAUAUUUAAAAAAUUUUUGGGUCCAAGGCUGUGAGAAACUUCAGUCCCUUCCUGAUUAUGUGCACAACCUCACAACACUUCAAGAACUGGUUAUACAUGAUUGUCCAGGCAUUGUAUCCUUUCCAGAAGAAGGCUUUCCUACCAAACUAAUUUCACUUUCAGUUUCCAACCUCAAAUUAUCAAACUCACUGUUUGCAUGGGGUUUACACAGACUAACUUCUCUUAGAUCACUUUGUAUUGAAGGCGGUUGUCCUGAUGUGGUGUCAUUCCCAAAUGAUGAGAUAGGCAUGGUGCUGCCUUCCUCUCUUGUUGAUUUGGCCAUUAAAGACGUACCAAAUCUGAAAUAUCUCUCCACCAGUGGGUUUCAAAACCUUGCCAUGCUUCAAGUUCUGUGUCUUCGUAAUUGCCCCAAGCUAGUCUUCUUUCCCAAGAGGGGUCUGCCUCUCUCACUUAUGCAGUUAUACAUCUUUGAUUGUCCUCUGCUAAAACAGAGGUGUCAGAAGGAUAAAGGGAAAGAGUGGUCCAAGAUAGCCCACAUUCCUCGAGUUCAGAUAGAUUGGAGAUCUGCGUUCGAGCCAGAUGAUAUCUAAAUGAUAAAAACGAAGGGAGAUUCAUUUUUCUUGAUGUCUAUUGACAUUGGCAUGCAUAAUCACUGGAAAUCCACACUUCUUCCAAUUGUUCAGACUGUUGGAUAUUGCAAAUUCUUUGUUCACCUGAGCUGUCCGAUCUGCACGCUAUGGAUAAUAAUUCAAAUCAUCAGAGUAAAUUUUAUGAAAAAUUGAAGUCUGCACACUAGCAUUCAAUGAAAAAGAGAUGGUGGUCCAUAGGUGGCGCCUUGGAUGGCGAAUGAUCCUAAAUGAGAAUUAUCACUAUAUGUCUGUUGAGCCAGCGAGAAGUAUAUCAUGUUGGCUUACUGAAGCAGAAUUGCAGUAUCAAUUUAAGGGGAGUCUUGAAGCAGAAUGGUGUGGCAAAGAUCUUUCAUCUUCUUCUUGAUGAUUAAUGCUUUCAAAAGAUACAUCGGUUGAUUCUCCAAAAACUGAAGAUUUCAUACAAUGCAAUAUUUUCUACCAGGGUGAGAGGAACCCAUCCUUCUUUCACCACAUCACAUGUAAAAUUUCAGAAGAUGCAGUUAAUGGUUUCAUAUUUUCGUUGCAUGAAUCUCAAACAUGUCAAUACUCUAUUAUAGUGCCCAUAUCAUGAAGUGUCAGUACAAUGGUAAGGUCCGCUACGCUCUCAGGUGGAAAACUCAUAUUCGAUCAUUAGAGAAGGUAUUGUUGGGAUAGUCGACCUGCUAAACUCACAUCAAACUCAGGGAUUUCUCUUCAUUUCUCAAAGCACGCUAAAGAGGUGUAGUUCUAGGAAGGCUCAUGGUUUUGAGAUUCUCAGCGUACAAAACCGAUUGAGAGAUGAAGAAACUUUCCCAUUACUUUCAGAAAAUAAUAGUUCAGCUAAUUAUGCUGUUUACAGUUGCAGAAAGUGAGAAAAGGCGAUAAUUAGUUGCCAGCUGUUGGUUGUAACUGAAAAACAAAGCUACAUAACUAAUUGACAAAAGUAACUUGCUGAAAAUAAAUUAUUUGCUUGCUUCUCCGGUAAUACUCGGGAAGAAAAUUUGCAGGCCUUGUAAGUGAGUUCGUUGUAUCG